AUGAUCCCUAACCCCGUCUCAGUUUUUCCACACAAGAUGCCAGCACUAUCCCGGGUUAUCCCGACCACGACGGCCUAGCUCACGGCGCAAACAGCGAUAAGAUCCGGCACAAAGACGAAAGGCUUUGUCUCAAACCGAGCGCGUCCUUUCAUAGUCGAAUCGUGUGCUCAGAGGCUUUAGAGUAGGACACUCGGUGUAGUAGACAGCGUCGCGAUUUGGGACGGAGUGCUGGAUUGGGUGGACGGGGAUGAAUGCCAGCUCUGCUGAUAUUUCCUCUCAUUGUUGUCCUGUGUGCUGACGUGAACUGGUCACGCUGAGGCAUUGUGUGGAACGCUGAAAGGCAUUAUCACGUACCUGUAUGUACACAAAUAGAGAUGCUGCUGAGGGAACGACUGUUUACAGCUGCCGUAACGUGCUGGUUUCAAAGGCGUUCCACAAUCGUAAAUGUAACGAUAAAUGGAUAAAGAGUGGGAUGUGGUGUUCAUUAAGUAAUAAAAAAUUGUAACUGUCGGCAAAUCCUUUCAGUAGUUACGAUGUUAUAGGAACUUAAGAGUCUUUUUCCUUCGUCACACCACCACGCUGCCUCAGGUGGUAGAGUUUUUUCUAGAGCAGCGCAACACUGUGUUUUAUUGCUUACUUAGCUAUGGUUUUGUGAAACGGACAAUAUUCUAACGCGUGAAAUAGGACUGCAAAAUCUUUUCAGGGUAAUUUGUGGUAUAAAUCCUUUAUUAACACUUUAUUUGCUCUUUGAAAGCAAUAAUAAGUCCCUUGUUUCAUGAAUGCCUGUUACUGCUGAUGUUUGUUUUGAGCAGUAGAUGGCACUGUUACAGAAUAAUUCAUCCUGCAGUAGAAGCGAGUCUGAUGUUGUCUUGGACAGGUUUGAUAUGUUUAGUGAUCCGGGCCGGAUUGAAUCAGGGAUUGUUUUCCUACAGCAACGGCGAUCAUCCUGUAAUAAAGAGAAUUCUCUCUCUGAGUGUUUCUCAAAGCAGGACUCGGCGUGUCCUGUAUUCCAUUUGCUUUGGGGGACGGUCGUGACUUUUGAUUUAAAGCGGCGGUCUGGAGGAAAAUAAAGAAAGAAAUGUACACAAAUUCCCUUUUUAGAUUCAUUCGAUCUGCCAAAGACAGGCUUAGUGUUUGAGCUUUGCUUCUUUGGCUUCACCGUGGAACUACAGUAGCUAUGAGUCUGAUCUAGUCGAACUGUCUCACCCAAAAUCUUUAUAUUCUUGCUCUAAAUGACGUGCUUAAACUACAUAAUCUCAUUUUGGAAUAACUGUGUAAAACAGCACCAGGGAUGGACCAAGUACUGAGUAACUAUACUUAAUUGAAGGUAUAGAAAAUCAAAACGUGUAGUCAACUGAAAGUUAAAAAGAAAAGUUGCUACUUUUAAGUUUUAAAAGGAAAAAAGUACAUGUUCUAACAGUUGAAAUUAAGUUAGUCGUAUUUUCAUGUGUCAGAGUUUUAUUACGUAUUUAAAACGAUGCUGUUUUGCCUGAAAACUUCAUUCAGUCUCUGCAAGUUUGCAGUGUUAACCAUUAGCUCGAAUUUGAUUUGAUUGCUAAGCUAGGUAUGCUAACUACUGGAUUUAAUGCUAGUCUAACCUCGCAUUAGCAAAGAAAACAGGCGUAGUGCUAAUUACAGUUGGUCAUAGAUUACAGUAGGUUUACAGUAGGUCAUAGGUCAUAGUGUUGAUUGCAGUAGGUCAUAGGUCAUAGUGCUGAUUACAGUAGGUCAUAGGUCAUAGUGCUGAUUACAGUAGGUUUACACUAGGUCCUAGUGUUGAUUACAGUAGGUCAUAGGUCAUAGUGUUUAUUACAGUAGGUUAUAGGUCAUAGUGUUGAUUACAGUAGGUCAUACGUCAUAGUGUUAAUUACAGUAGGUCAUAGGUCAUAGUGCUGAUUACAGUAGGUCAUAGGUCAUAGUGUUGAUUACAGUAGGUCAUACAUCAGUGCUGAUUACAGUAUGUCAUAGGUCAUAGUGUUGAUUACAGUAGGUCAUAGGUCAUAGUGUUGAUUACAGUAUGUCAUAGGUCAUAGAGCUGAUUACAGUACUUUUACACUAGGUCAUAGGUCAUAGUGUUGAUUACAGUAGGUCAUAGGUCAUAGUGUUGAUUACAGUAUGUCAUAGGUCAUAGUGCUGAUUACAGUAGGUUUACACUAGGUCAUAGGUCAUAGUGUUGAUUACAGUAGGUCAUAGGUCAUAUUGUUGAUUACAGUAGGUCAUAGGUCAUAGUGCUGAUUACAGUAGGUUUACACUAGGUCAUAGGUCAUAGUGUUGAUUACAGUAGAUCAUAGAGUGUUGUGCAGAUUUAAAGUGAAACUUGAUGUUGUGCUGUUUUAGGGUGGUGUGAUGAAGUGGAGUUACUGCUCUCACUGUUAUCACAGUUGAUCAUUAUUCCGCUGAUACUGCAGCACAGCACAGUGUCUGUUUAUUAGCAGUUUGUAAUGUUCUGGUUCACAAGCGCUGACCUGACACUGGAGACUCCUUCCAUAAAUGUUUCAUAAACAUCUCCUUACAGAAAACGUCACCGUGUUUACUCAUAGAUCGGCAGUUUAAAAAAAAAAAAAAAUGCUUAUUACAAUUUUAUUGUUUAUUGUUACUAUAGAAAGGAGAAGGUAUUAGAACGAGGGCAUUGACCAAUCCGAAUCCCCAGACCCCACUAUGAGAACCGAGGCUCUGAUCCGUCUGUGGUGAACAAUAAGAUUCAGAUGAUGUACCCUCGGUAUCAGUCUUCUCCCCUCUCUGCAGUAGAAACCCUGCGUCCACAGCGAGCAUUCACGUUAGAGGUCACAUUGCUGAGAGAAAGCGGCGAAGUCAGCAGUCUGACUGGAAGGAGAUGUCCUUCCUUACAAACACACUCUUCAGCUGAUCGGAGUCUGAAUCGGAUUCCCCACCUGGCACAGGAUGGCAUCAUCUGCCCGCCAGUACGGACGCUCGGCCAGGGACAUCGCCAGCGUGAUGCAGAGGCUGCAGGACGAACAGGAGGCUGUACAGAAGCGGACUUUUACCAAAUGGAUCAACUCCCAUCUGGCAAAGCGUGACCCGCCCCUGGUGGUGACGGACCUGUACGAGGACAUUAAGGAUGGCGUGAUGCUGUUAGCACUUCUGGAAGUGUUGUCCGGACACAAACUGCCGUGUGAGCACGGCCGCAAGCUCAGAAGGAUCCACUGGCUGGCCAACGUGGGAACGGCGCUGCACUUCCUCGAGGGCAGGAGGUCUGUGUACAGAGGAUCUCCGAUCAAACUGGUGAACAUCAACACCACGGAUGUUGUAGACGGCAGGCCAUCGAUUGUCCUGGGCUUGAUCUGGACCAUCAUAUUAUAUUUCCAGAUUGAGGAACUCACCAGCACACUACCGUCUCAGAAUGUGCAGACUAGCAGCACGUCCUCGGUGGACAGCUCCAACAGCACAGAUGCGACCAGCCCACCUGUCAAACGCAAGCCACGCCUCUCCUUCCAGGGCGGAGCCAAGAAGGCUCUGCUUAAAUGGGUUCAGAAAACCGCUACCAAGAGACUGGGUCUGGACGUCAGGGAUUUCGGUCCUAGCUGGCGUUCCGGCGUAGCGUUCCACGCCGUCAUCUUCGCUUUGCGUCCUCAGCUGGUGGACAUGGAGCGCGUGUGGAACCGACCCAACAGAGCCAACCUGGAGGAGGCGUUCUCACUGGCCGAGAGAGAGCUGGGCAUCCCGCGCUUGCUCGACCCGGAGGACGUGGACGUCGAUAAACCGGACGAGAAGUCCAUCAUGACGUACGUGGCUCAGUUCCUGAAGCAUCAUCCGGACUCGGCGGAGACCGACAGCGUCAGACAUGAGGAGGAGCGUGAACAGAGGAGCGUUCUGAGGGAGCUGAAGGUCUGGGCCGAUCAGAUGGACAGGGACUGCGCUGAGGCUCAGACGGACGCCGGAGAUCUCAGUCAGCAGUACCAGGUCUUUAAGCAUUACCGUGUGCAGUAUGAGUGCAGGAGGAGACAAGUGGAGUCCUGCAUUCAGUCCACUCAGAAGGACGGCAUGCUCACUUCAGACCAAGCUCUGGUUAAGCAGGCCUGGGACAGAUUGUCUGCCAGGCUCCUGGAGUGGCAUGUGCAGCUGGAUGGUGGGUUGCCAGAUCCUCUGGGUUGUGUAGGUGUGUGGCUGCAUCAGGCAGAGAAGAUCCUUCGAGAGGAGCUGGUUCUUCAGCAGAGCCACGAGGAGACCGCCAAUGCCAUCCACCGAACACGGCAGCUCCAUCAGGAGGUCCUCCGCCUCGUUGAAAUGCACCGGCAGACCUUCCAGCGCGUCCACAGGGACCGGAGCGUCGGCGGCGUUCCUGUACCAGCCGAGCAGCUCCAAGACAUGGCGGAGAGAUUGAACUACGUAUCUACCUCCUCACACAUUCAUCUGAGCAAACUGGAAUUCUGGGAGUGGAGGUUCCGCAUGCUGGGCUUCCUGUCGCUGGGCGAAUCCAAGCUGAAGUCCUGGAUAGUUAAAUAUGGACGACGAGAAACAACCGAGCUUCUGCUCCAGAGCUACAUGUCAUUCGUCGAAGGUGAGCACUUUUUCCAAAAGUACGACUCCAUCUACGAGGCUCUAAAGCAGUCCGCCUCGCUUUACAUCAGCGCCGACACUUCAGUUGAGAAGAGGGUGAAGCGCUUCCUGAGGGACGUGGCUGAUCAGUGGAGGAGUCUGGCUGUGGAGGUGCGCAGCGUCAGGUCCAUGCUGGAGGAGGUGCAGGGGAACUGGGAGAAGUACAGCGGCUGCGUGGCGUCUCUGCAGGCCUGGCUGGAGGACGCCGAACGAGCGCUGAGACAGCCGGAGAACACUAAACGAGAGUUCUUCAGGACUCUUCCACACUGGAUGGAGAAUCACGCCGGCAUGAACGCCGCAGGAAAUUUCCUCAUCGAGACGUGUGAUGAAACCGUGGCUCGUGACCUGAAGCACCAGCUGCUGCUCCUCAACGGGAGAUGGAGAGAUUUAUUCAGUAAAGCCAAACAGUACACUCGCCUUCACGAGACUCCGACUCACAGCGAGACCGAGCUGCAGGACGCCGUCAAGGCUCUCCGAGACUUUUUAGAAACGUCUACAUCCAAUCUUUCCUCACCUGUCCAGGUGUCGCUACCGGACGUCAGAACGUUCAUGAGGAAUGUUCAGGAGCUGAAGCACAGGCUUCCAGCGAUGGAGGUGAGAUACAAAGCGGCCGCUCGCACGGCUCAGCUCUGGACCAGAGACCCCGGCAGCGGGGAUGGAAAGCAAGUCCUCGCUACUAUGGCGGCGAUUAAAGGGCAGCUAUACAAGUUGAAGGAGAAAUGUCCGCUGGUGCUGAGAGAGUGUCACACUGUACUUCCUGUCUUAGAAGAGCUGGAGGGACAAAUCUCAGCUUUCUAUCAGAUAGCCGAUCACGCAGGUCACAUCAUCGCCCAGCAGCACGACCAGCAUAAAAACCAGGAGUUGCUGUCGCAGCAGCAGAGCUGUAAGCGGUGUGUGUGCGCGGUGGAGCGCAGUUACCUGGCCCUGCAGAGGGCGCUCUGCUGCACGAAGACUCUGUACAACUUCGACGCGUCUCUCCUGCAGAACAGAGUCACCGAGCUCCAGACCACCUCCCAGGCCCUGAUGCAGGAGGCGUUGGAGUGGAGGAGGGUCGCGGAGGCUAACGGUAACCUGACACGCCGCUUCGAGGAGACUCGCGCCGAGCUGGAGAAGACGCUGAGGGUGGGCCAGGCGUGUCUGAUAGAGAGAGGAGACCCUGCUGAGCUCUUCAGCAAACACAGCGACUUCUUUAGCCGACUGGACCAGCGAGUGUUGAACGCAUACCUGAAGGCGUGCGAUGACCUCACCGACAUCUUACCCGAGGAGGAACAGCAGCGUCUACAGGAGUCCGUCAGGAGGCUGCACAAACAGUGGAAGGACAUCCAGGCCGAAGCGCCGGCUCACCUGAUGAGGCUGAGAGCGGAGGCGGAGAGGCGCUUAGUGAUGACAUCACUGCAGGAGUGCAGGGCGGAGCUGCAGAGAGAGGAGAAGAUGCUGGCUACCGCCGGCAGCGAGAGAGUGAUCCGAGAACACAGGGCUUUUUUCCGGAACAAGAACCCUAUUUCUGCGUGCGAGAGGAGACUGAAGACGAUGGAACAGCUCUGCCAGAAACUUCCGGAAAACGACGCGACGCAGAAAGCCCUACCGGAGACCAGAGACAGCGUAUCGGAGGUCAAAGGCGAAGUGGAACGUGCGCACGUGAGACUCCAGGAGAAUCCGGACAAGUGGAGCGAGUGGCACCGCAGGUUCGGCGAACUCUCGGCCUGGAUCUCGUCCCAGCACAGAGACGGAGAGAGCCUCGCCGUGCAGCGUGAGGUGCAGAGGGCUCAGGAGGACGCCCUGUCCUGGCUCACGGCUCGUCUGGAGGUGCUGGAGGAGCUGAGCCCUGACGCCGAAGCCGUGACUCGGAGGAUGGCGCUGGACGAGCUGGCGCACGCGCUCACCACCCUGCUGUCCUCUCUAGAUGAAGCGAUGUCUCUAGACGGGAACAGUGAGAGAGGAGAGGAGGAGGAGGACGUGCUUCAGACGCAGGAACACAGCCGAAUCCUGAAUGCAGACAGCGUAGCGGCAGCCAGGCAGCUGCUUCUGAUUCAGCAGCCGAAGUCGCAGCAGAAGAGAAAAGGAUGUCCGGGCGAAGCAUCGUUUCUUGGUGAGGAGAACAGAGAAGAGUGCAGCUGGGCAGCACAAGAUAAACAUCUACAGGCCACCGUGAGCGCCUGGCAGGAGAUCGAGCUGGACCGAGAGGCCGUGUGGCAGUUCGUGUGCAGCGCGACUCCUGUCCUGCAGAGAGAGUUGAUAUUCAGCAGCCUGGAAAACCUCACCGAUCACCUGGAUUACGCUCGCGAGCUUCAUACACAGGCUGGCGUGUUCUUCGAGAAGACCGAGUCACUGAUGAGAAAGGCGUCUGAGAUUCAGUCGGGUUCGGAGAGCUAUUCUGUGCUGCGCGAGCAGGCGAGAGCGGCUCAGAGGACAGUGCAGGACACACAGGACCGGCUCGGGAAAACGAUAUCAGAGCUUGGUGAGAUGCAGGCACGAUGGCAGCAUUUCAGCCGUGAGUCAGAAGCGCUCUCCUCCUGGGUGUGUGAGAGAGAGAAGGAGCUGGAGGCUGUAGACGGCAACACUGCUGCCUUGGAACGACAGAUUCACGCUGUGGAGGUGAUGGAGGCAGGUUUAGAGGAAAAGAAGGACAUCUUGAGUCAACUGGAGGCGGAGUCUCGUGCUCUGACUCGUUUCGUCACUCCUGCAGAGGCAGAGCAUAUUAAAGCUCGUUUAAUGCAAAUCAGCACUAACUGCGAGGAGCUUACAAACAGCGUGAAGUGGCGAGGGGCGGAGCUUCGGGCCAGCUUGUCGCAUAAACUGAAGUUAUCUGAGGAUAUGGAUGAGGUUAAAAGUGCACUCAGAGAUCUGGCAGAGAAGUUGAAUAAACCAGUUACAGGCUGCACAUCAACAUCCGGGACGUACCAAGCUCUUCAUGAGCAUAUGGAUGCAUGGCAGGCUCUUAAGCUCCUGCAGCCCAAACUGGUGUCACUGAGCCUGGGUUUGAGAAGGAUAUCUAAUAAAGAUCAGAUGGAGAAAGAAGUAUCAGACCUCCAGCAGGCUCAUGUACAAUACUCUAAUAAGGCUGCCAGGAAACAAGCCAAACUGGAGGACCUGUUGACUCGGUGGCAGCAAUAUGAAAGAGGACUCUCGGUUCUCCAGGGCUGGUUGGACAGUUCGGAGAACCUCUGUAAAUCCGAUACUCCAUACCUGAUCACGGAUAAAGCCAGACUCCACAGCCAGCUACAAGCACUCCAGGACCUGCAGAGUGAGGUUCCCACUCAAGAGUCUUUGCUGGAGAAGUUGGAGACCCAGGCCAAGUUUCUGUACCCCGUAGCAUCAGAGGAACGAGUGGGAGAACUGACAGAGCUUCACUGCAACCUGGAGGAGAGGUGGUGUUCUCUCAGUGUGAGCAUCCCUCUCAGGAUUCAAGAACUUCAGGCACAUCUUUCUCAGCUUGAGCAGUUUAACCAGGUCCUAAUGACCCUCACUCAGUGGAGUGAAAACUUCCUCAGGCAGCUGAGAUACAGGUCCAAAGUCACCAUUACUGACUUGACAUCUUUUUGUACCCAGAUCAAGGAUGAUGAAACUCUUCUCCAAACCCAAAGCAAAGCAAUGGAGGAACUGAAGAAGCACAUGGAGGGAUUAAGUCCUUCCUUGGCUCCAUUGGAUAUUCACCGAUUACAGGCCAAACAAGAAGACUGUCUCCAGCCCUUCUCAGAGGCUAAGAGUCUUCUGCAGAACCGUUCUGAGGCUCUGGUUAAACUUGAGACCUUCUUGGUGACGUAUAGGUCCACCACCAGUUCACUCCAGACCCUGCAGAGAGCUGUAGGACAGGCAAACUGGGACCAAACCAAGGAUAGGAACCUGAACCAGGAACUAGAGCAGUUGUCCCAGGAGUUAGCCUCAGUGGAGGUGCAGGCUAUAAGUCUGGACAGCAGCCUGAACAAGGCAUAUCUACACUUGCACGGCACCGAUGGGGACAGGACGUCCUGCCGGGGGCUGGUGGAGGAUCUGGGAUCAGGACUGCAGCAGAUUCAGAGGAGCAUGGGGACAAGGCAGAGCGAGGCCGAAGCUCUAGGAGCCAUGUGGAGCUCCUUUACGAGAAGAAAGGAGCUGCUUUUGAGGAGCCUGACGGAGCUGGAGGAUAGAGCCAGAAAACCAUGGUUUCCAGAACCAAGCACACAGAAAUUCCAACAAAGACUGUGGAUGCUGAACCAAUUGGAGGAGGAGCUGGAGGCUCUGCAGCACAGUCAGCUGUGGUUAGGCGAGAAAGGCGAGCAGUUGGCUCACAGAGACCCUGAGAAGGUCCGGGAGACCCGGCGGGAUGUGAGCCUUGUCCAAACCAGCUGGGAGAAAAUUAAGAACGUCAUCUCAGAGGAGCAGGAGAAGUGCAGAGUGCUGGUGGAGAUGUGUAAGGAUUACCAGACUCUGAAGUCCAAACUCGGCUCGGUUCUCGAAAGAGCUCAUGCCGUCACCGGUACCCGGUCUGUCCAGCACAGCCCUGAGGACAUCCGGAGAUCCCUGAACCGGCUGGAGGCGGUGAGGUCAGAGUCGGCAGGCGCUCGGGACGACCUCGAUUUGUUCAUCUGUAAAAGCAAAUCCUUCAUCGGCGAGCUGAGGAACCUUCCAGAAGACAUCGCGGAAGCAGUCCGCGUGGAAACGGACACUAUUGUGGAGCAGUGGAUGAAUACAUCAGCGAGGAUGGAAACCGAAGCGGAUCGUCUUACAUCCGCCCUCGAGUUAUGGAACGAGGUUAACUCGAUCGUUAACGACGUCGAGUGUUGGAGCGCCACCUCGGUCAGCGAGCUCGGUGACGGACCCGUGAACGUCUUAUCCAGUGCCAACAUGGAGGACUGCCUCUGUCAGUUUAAGCUGGAGAUCGAGAGCAAAAAGUUGCUAAUGGAGACCCUGCAAGGAAAGGUUACCGAGCUACAGGAAGUGACGAAGGACCAGCAAACUGACAGCGAGCUCCAGGCGAUGGCAGCUGAUCUGAGGAAGAAGAUCUUCCAUGCUGAAGAGGUUUAUGAGCAGGCCAGGUCCAUCCUGAGGGACUUCAGCUGUCAGAGCCGGCAACUCCAGGACGUGAUUUCCCAGAUGGCUGAACAGCUGGACACCGUCGAGAGCACAUUGUCAGAGCUAUCGCAGUCAUCUGACCCAGAAAAUGUGCCCAAGAUAAAGGAGCUCCAGAAGACUCUGAAGCAGGUGGACGGCGGUUUGGACGUGACGGCCGAGUCUCUGCGAGUGCUCUGUAGAGCUUACCCGGCUCAGCAGCUGACCGCUCUGGGUGAGAGCGUCACCGAGCUGGUGAAGCGGAGCGAAGCGGCCGCUCGGCGUUCCGACCGGAUCCUCCGAACGCUACAGGAAACGCUCCUGCACGGUUUUAACGAACUCGCACAGGAUUUCCACACUUGGCUCUCGGAGCUGAGAGCAGGUACCGAGGAGUGCCCUGACGACGCAGGAGACAUUCCUGACGUUACCGCUCUGCUGCACAGGCUCAAGGUGUCUCUGGAGCAGGUCAGAGAGGGUGAGGAACGCCUGAACAGACUUCAUGAAGAAGAAGAGAAGCUCCUUACACACCUGUCUAGAUCUGCGGCUGGAGGGGUGCUGGAGCGUCUGGCCUCGUGUCAGCAGGCGCUGGAUGGAUUUACCGUGGCCUGCAGACAGAGAGUGCGGUGUUUAGAGGAGAGCGCCGCCCUACAGGACGGGUUGGAGGUGUGUGUUGACGAGUUGAGAGGCUGGCUGCGGCAGAUGGAGGAAAGCCUGCAGAAAGAGGUAGCUCUGUGUGGAGCGAGCCAGCCAGGAGUCCCUGAUUUCUCCAUACAGCUAAAGAGAGUGGAGGAAAUCCACAAAGAGCUGCUCGCAAGAAGGUCAUCUCUGGAGCGUCUGUAUCAAGCCUCUCUACCCCUGUCCGAGGUAAACAGCGUCCCAGCCGAGCUCCUUUCUUCCCAUCAGGCUCUGCUUCAGGAGGCAUGGACUCGACUGCGCCACCUGCAGGAGUACCAGGCCUUCGGGGAGGCGCUGAGGGCGGUGGAGGACUGGCUGGAGGAGGUGAAGGGCAGGCUGGAAAAGCUGGAGAGCACCGAGGGGAACAAAGAGGAGGUGGAGGGGAGACUGGAACGAGUGCAGGAUAUCCUGUUAAUGAAGGGUGAGGGAGAGGUAAAGCUGAACAUGGCUGCUGGGAAGGGCGAGCUUGUCAUAAAAAGCAGCGGAGACGGGGGACAGGAAGUGAUCAGUUCUAAGCUACAGGAAGUGGAGGACGCCUGGGCGCAACUGCUCUUGAGGGCUAUGAGCUGCCACAGCCGUCUGGAGUGGACCGUGAGUCAGUGGGGGCUGUUUGUGGAGUCUCAAUCUCAGCUCAGGACCUGGUUGGAGGAGGUGGAGGCGGAGGUUAAAGGUCCUCUGGAGCCUCAGCUGGGUCUCCGAGAAAAGAGGCAGCAGCUGGAUAGACUGUGCCUGCUCUCGGCCGACGUAGAGGACCACCAGGGGGCGCUGUGUUAUUUAGAGGAGAGCGCCGCCGAGCUGUACAAGCGCACCGGAGACCCGGCGUUCAAGGAGGAGGAGACCGCUCAGCUCAGGGCGCAGUUUGACGACGUCAGAGCCGCCGCAGAGGAGAGAGUCCGUCUAUCAGAAGGUGUCGUUUUCGAGCACGAGAAGUACAUGGCGACGGUGAGAGAGCUCACCGAUUGGCUAAUGUCCAAAGGGGAGGAGCUUCAAAGGUGUUCCGACCCAUCCGGUGACUCCGCCUCAGUCGAGAGGAAGCUGAUGGAAGUUCGGGAGCUGGUGGCGCAGGGAGCGCGCGAGGGGCGCGAGCGUCUGCGGCGCGUGCGGCUGAGCGCGGAGAGCGCGUGCAGGCUGACGGCGGCGGCGGGCUGCGAGCUCAUGGACGGAGAGGUGCUGGCGCUGGCGCGCGCCCUGCGGCAGUGGGAGGGGCAGGCACUGAGGGCGCGCGACACCCUGGAGAACGCCGUCACGGUGGCGACCGGGGCCGAGCGCGAGCGGCUUCGGCUCGCCGAACAGCUCGAGGAAGACACGGGGCGUCUCGAGCGGCAGCUGAGGGAGUGGAGCGACGGGCUGAAGCGCUCCGAGAGGCGGAACAGCGGCGCCGAAGCGGUGGAGGGCUGGACCGUCGCUAAGGGUGUCCUGGAAGGCCUACAAGCAGUUGAAGUCAUGGAGGAGAAGCUGAAAGCUCAACUCAACGAGCUGUGUGGGUUUUCCAGUGAUCUGGGUGCUCAGUCAGAGCGGGUCAGCGCGCUCAUCAAACUGCACAACAGUCUGAGUCUGCGAGCGGCUCGUGAGUGUCAGAAUAAGGAGAAGCUGCUGGAGCAGCGUUUCCGCUCGUCUCUGCGGGAUUUCCGUCAGUGGCUGGUCAACGCCAACAUCUCCACGGCUAAAUGCUUCGACUCUCCUCACAGCAUUCUGGAAGCUUCCACCAGCCUCCAGAGGAUUCAGGAGUUCCUGAGUGACAGCGAGCAGGGCCAAGCCCGAUUAAACGGCGUGCUCUCCCACGGGGAUCGGCUCGGCGCCGUGGUGUCCGCUGACAGGGUGGAGGCGGUCAGGGCUAAAGCCAACGCCGCCAAGGAUGACUGGAGGAACCUGAUGGACAACCUGAAGCAGAGAGAGACCGUUUUACAGGGUCUGCAGUGUCAGAUGCAGGAGUUCGAGGCGAGUGUGGAGCCUCUUCAGGACUGGAUCAACAGAACAGAGAUCAGUGUACAGGAGAGCAGCGCUCGUCUUCACGAUCUCCCCGCUAAGAGACUGGAGCUGAGCAAACUGCAGUCGGUGUUGGAGGAGAUGGGCUCCAGGGAGUCGGAGCUGGGAACGCUGAGAGAGCGAGCUCACAGCCUGUGGGAAGGUCAGGCUGCUGGCAAAGGCUUCGUGCACCGGGUCUGUCAGCUUGCUGCGCGCUACCUGGCCCUGAGCAACCGCACUAAGGAGAAGGUCUCCAGAGUGGAGCGUGUAGUGGGGGAGCAUCAGCUCUUCUCCCAGGGCUUACAGGAACUUCAGAGCUGGGUUUCAGAAGCCCGGCAGAUCCUCGAGACCUGCCGAGCUCCCACCGCUGACAAGAGUGUGCUGCUUACCAGAAUGAGCCAGCUCGAGGAGCUGUUGGCGGCACGCCAGGAACGGGAGAUCCAGCUGAAGAUGCUCAUCACCAGAGGGGAAGCGGUGCAGAGGAACACCUCGGCCGAGGGGGUACCCGUGGUUCGCAAACAGAUCCAGGACCUGAAAGACUCCUGGGACUCACUUCUCUCCGCCUCGAUUCAGUGUAAAAGCCAGCUGGAAGGCGCGUUGUCUCACUGGACCAGCUAUCAGGAGGACGUGAGCCAGUUCGAGGGCUGGCUGGAACGAGUGGAGGAGAGUCUGGGGGACUCGGAUAAACACUACACCGAGAUGAGGGAGAAGACGGCGAAUUUACGCAAGGCGAAGCUGCUUUAUGAGGAAGUGCUGAGUCACACGAGCCUGUUGGAGACCAUCGCCACGAAGGGCUCCAACCUCCCCGAGCACUCGGCCACUCAGCGGGAGGUACAGAAGCUCAGCGAGCAAUACGGAGCGAUCAAGGACAAAGCCAAGGCCGCUGUCGGGAAGGCGGAAGAGCUGGUCCUGGUCCAUCAGGAGUACCAGCGAGGUCUGCACAUGUUCGAGGACUGGCUGGAACAGGAGCAGAGCAACCUGGGUCUCCUUUCACCCCUGGAUGGGGAUGUGAACACACUGGAGAAGACCCUGAAAGAUCUGCACAUGCUCCAGUCACGUUGCUCCGAGGGCCACGCCUUGCUGAAGUCAGCUCUGUCCAGCCGGGAGCGGGUGAUCCCUUGGGGCGUCCCUCAGAUCGAGGACAGGGCGUUGGAGACGGCGCAGAGAGAGUGGCAGGCGUAUCAGGACAGGCUGGAGAACACUCGAGCCAGCCUGGAGCAGACGCUCGUCAGACUGCAGCAGCUGGAGGGACGCUUCCAGAGCCUGGACCAGUGGCUGGUAGACAUCGAGCUCAAAGUCAGGCUGAGGAGCCACAGACGCUCCGAUUGUGCUGCUAAAGAUCUCCAGCUACAUCAGCUGCUGCAGUGGCAGGUGGAGGCAGUACAGAAGCAGUGUGAGAUGGAGGCUCUGAGUGCUUUAGCUCAGCAGGUUGUGGAAGACGCCCAUGUCAGCGCCCGGGUCAGCGCCCGGGUCACUCAGCUCACCACCCGCUACCACGCCCUCCUCCUGCGCAUACAGGAGACCAUCCGACAGCUCCAGGAGGAACUGAGGAGCAUCGGGGAAGCUCAGGACGCUCUCAGGACCUUCUCCGAUUGGCUGAGUGCGACGACGUCGGGAUUUAAAGCAGCCAGCGAAAGCGAGCAAGCCCCGGACCGGGCGUCUCUGGAGAGAAAGAUGAAAAAGCUGGAGUCUCUACAGCGCGAUGUGGACGAAGGCCACGCCCUGUUUAAGACCCUCUGCGAGAAAGCGGAGCAGGCCGUCUCCUUCCUGGACGACGGCGGAGCGUGUAAGAUGGAGAGGGAGGUCCAGGAGAGCCGAUCCCGGCUAGAAGAGCUCGGCCUGGGGUUACGAGCCGAGCACGGCGCCACGGAGAAGAGCACCGUGCUUUAUAAAGAGUUUCAGGAGCGUUAUAAGACCCAGCUGCAGUGGCUGAGAGAGACCCGAGCGCUGCUCGGCUCGUCUGCAGAACCCAAAGCGGAGCUCUACCAGAGAAAAGCCCAGCUGGCAAAGUACAAGGUGAUGGAGCAGUCUCUGCUGUCCCGGGACUCGGCUCUGGGUGCCAUGAUGGAGAAAGGGAAGAUCCUGCUGUCUCUCCUCCACUCUCCCUCCAUCACGGAGAACAUGGACAGACUGCAGAGCGACUAUCGGGAGCUGUGUAACACCGCUAGGACCCAGGUGCAGAAGCUGGAGGCUCAUGUAAAGAAACAGGAAGAGUAUCACACCGAACUCCAGGAAGUGGAACGGUGGCUGCUGCAGAUGUCCAGCCGGAUGGUGACCCCUGACCCCACUCCGGGCGGUGGGCUGGAGGCAGCAACGCAACAGCUGGCCAGACACAAGGCCAUCAUGGAGGAGAUUGCAGGCUUUGAGGAGCGUCUGGCGGGGCUGAAGGAGAGAGGAGACGAGCUGACGUCUGGCUGCACUGAGCGCCUCCAGGCUCGUCUUCGCCAGCAGAUCCAGAGCCACCUGCAGGGAGCACGAGACAGCUACUCGGCCAUCUGCAGCACGGCACAGCGCGUGUAUCAGAGUCUGGACAGGGAGCUGCAGAGGCAUGUUAGCCUGCGAGACACACUUCAGCAGUGUCAGACCUGGCUAUACAACAUACAGGAGGAACUGCAGCCACCUGCGCAAACACCACGCUACCUGGAGGAGGCGCUGAUCCAGCUGAAGCAGGAGCGAGCUCUUCAGGAGCAGGCCAGUACGUACCUGCAGCUGAUCUGCUCCACCUGUGACCUGUCGGAUGAGAAAGUGCAGGAGACCGCCGCGGAUAUCCAGCAAGUCAAAAUCCAGGUUGAGGAAAGGAUGCUCGAAUCCCAAGAACUGGCAGACAGCUGGAGGGAAAUCGAGAGCCUGCGUUCCGAUCUGGAGUCUCGUCUCCGAGAAGCUGAACACUUUCUGCAGAACAUGCUGAGAAGACCAGCAGAUCUCGAGCCAAUGGUCUCUCAGAAUCAGCUGGACCAGGCUCAGGACUUCAUCCAGGAGAUACAAGCCAGGCAGGCUGAUCUUACCAGCCUGAGAGAGAGCGUUGGUAGGCUGGUGCCAUCCCAGGAUUCACCUGAGCUGGUAGAAAUAGGUCGUCUGCGCAGAUCUUGGUUAGAGCUUGCAAAGCAGGCUGCAGAGCUGUUGGAGCAAAGAGAGGAGGAUCUUCAGAGGAGUGGGGAUUAUCAAGAGUGCUUCAGCAUGGCAGAAGAGCUGUUUGAGCAGUUGUCCAAGGAAUGGGAUUAUCUGUUCAGGGGGGAUAUGGAGAGCACUGCAGGGUGUUUAGACGCCUUGAAGAAGCUCUCCAUCGAUCUACAGGACCAGAGGUGUGUAUUAGAAGACUUGAGGGAUAACAAGAAUGCAAUCCUGUCACGCCUUAGUCUCGAGGACAAGGACCUUGUCAAGGAGCAGGUAGGUUACCUGGAACAACGCUGGACCCAAAUGGAAAUGCAGGUUGAACAGAAGAUACAGGAUACCGUUCAAACCCUUGAAGAAUUGAAUCAUUUAGAGGACCAGUUACGUGAAACCCAAGAGUGGGCUGAGGUGCAGCGACCAUCUCUUUCUGACGUGCUGAAAACCAGCCCCCCUCCGGACCUUGCUCAGAGCUUUUUAUUUGACCACUUGAGCUUUUGUGCAGAGCUAGAGGCUAAGCAGCAGUUCAUUAAUCAAUCUGUGUCUGAGGCUGAUGGCCUUUAUUCUCAUCUGGGAUUAAAUGAGAAAAGGAGACUGCAGACCUUGGUGCAGGACGUUCAAGCAGAGGUAGAAUCUCUUGGCUCGAAGGCAGCUCACCACCGCAAAAGCCUUAGUAAAGUAUUCACAGAGCGGACACAGUUCCUCCAGGCCUUGGACAGGGCUGCUGGAUGGAUCAAACAGCAAGAACAAAGGGUUCUAGCAGAUGAGCAUGUGGCACUCUUGCCAGAUGAGCUCUCCAAACAGGUGUCGAUUUGCAAGAACAUAUGUAGCAGCCUGAGGGCGUAUCAAGUGGAACUGACCUCGCUUUGGACACAAGGAAGGGAACUGGUAAAGGAUACAACAGAGGACGAGAAGGUGGAGACCCUUCAAAGGCUUGAGGAGCUUCAGGGCACUUUUGAAGCUUCCCUUCAGAGGUGCACACAUCAUUUGCAGCACCUGGAGAGAGCCCUGGUUAUUCGAAAGUACUUCAAAGUAGACCUGGAUAGAAUCUGCGAGUGGUUGAGACAUGCAGAAGCAGCCACAUUCCCUGUAAUAGACCUCAACAGGAAUGAUGUGGAGCUGCAGAACCAGUUAGCUAAAUACCAGCAGAUUUUGGAUCAUACCUCAGCAUACGAGAACCUAUUACUUAUUGUCCAGAGGGCAGGACAGGAAAUUCUUCCCACCUUAAAUGAGGUGGAUCACUGCUACCUGGAUGAGAAACUUAACGGCCUUCCGCAACAAUACAAUGCCAUUCUUUUGUCGACCAAAGAAAAGCGAGACAGGAUCCAACGAGUGAUUCUGGAACGCAGGGAAUUGGAGUCCCUCGUUGAAGUGACACGUAAAGCUUUGGAGGAACUUCAGGAGCAGUGUGAUGCCUUAGAGAAACAAUCAACUAGUAGAAAUCUUGAUGAUGGGGAAAGGUUACAUGGUGACUAUGAAGAGAUCCAGAAACGCCUUUCAAACCUUUUACAGGCAAUGAAUGAGCUGAAGAGUAAAACUCAGGACUUCCACUGCGCAGGACAACCAUAUACACGUGAGGUCAUUGACCAGCUAGCAAGUCUUUAUAGCAGACUUUGUCAAGCAACAAAGGAAAAGGUUAACCAACUCAACCGUACUUUGAAUGUACUAAAUGACUACAGGGCCACAAUCGCAAAAAUGGAUAGUGGCAUCGAUGCAGUCAAGGAGCAUGUGGACAAACUUAAUUCUGAGAAGCAGUUAGAUGCCAUGGAGAGAUUAUCCAAACUGCACAAACUGGCCAAAGAGCUAGACGAGAUUACUUCUUAUUCUGAAGGUCUGACCGGGAAGAUAGUGGAGUUCAACCAUGAUACCCUUAAGACUCAGGUUUCCAUGAAGGAGACGCAGCUUCAGGCCUUGAAAUCAAACAUUUUCAAAUGCAUAGAAGAAUGCGAACAUUGUGCUAAGUCGUGUGUUGGGGCUGAGCCUAGCUUCCAGACUGAGAUCAAAGAAAACUUGGUGUGGCUCAAGAUGGUUAGAGAAGAUCUCAGAGGUUUGUUUACUCUUCAGGAAAUAGAUGUUUGUGGUGUCCAGGAUGAGAUCAGAUCAGCAGAUGCACUUCAGAGAGAAAUGAAAUCUAGGCUCCAGUUGCUGAAAGUUUUAAGCCAAAAUGAGAGGCAAAGGUACAAGACUGCCGAACAGCCAUUCCCCAGUGACAUGGAGACCUGUUUGAAGGAUAUUGCAGACUUGGAGAGCGAGGUUCAGGAAUCCCUCUCAACCAAACAGGUGGUCUUGCAGUCAGCACUAUCCUUGCUACAAUUGCACCAAAGUGCCUUGAAAUCUACUUGCCAGUGGUUUGAAGACGCCGAUGCGGUCCUAAAGCAGAAGAACCAGAAACUAGAAUUGGAAGACCUUACAGAGAGCCUCAAGGAACUUAAACAAGUUUUGACCCAAGAACCGACUAUAAAGAAGGCGAUUCAGGAUAUCGAGGACAUUCUCCCUAAAAUGGUGGACUUUGUUGAUUCUGAUGUCAUUAUGAAACACAAAGAAGGCUAUAAGACCAUUUGUCAAAGGAGUACUGAGCUCAUGGAGCAGCUGAGAUGUCACCAAGAAACUUUAAACGGAUGUUCAACUCAGUGGACGUCAUUUAAGAAAGAUAGAGAAGGACUUAUAAGUGACCUUAGUGAAUUUGAGAGAAGAUUGGCUGGGUUCAGCACGGCAAAAUCGAGCUCUCUCCAAGAGGCUGAGGACAAACUUCGUUUUCACCAGGAUGUGGUGUUCCAACUGGAGGCUUGUCAGGAUAAACUGACGAACCUGAAAGAACAGUCGGAGCAGUUUGAUCUGAAGUCUGUGUCCAGUGCUGCAGUUUCACGUUCAGUCUGUGCACUUUCCCAGCGAUGGUCUCAGUUAACCAGUGUAGCUAAAGCACAGGAGAAGGCUCUUAAGGACACAGUGCAUGACUGGAGACGCUUCAUCGAGAAGCUGGAGAAGAUGAGGUCCGUGUCGGAGGACCUGCACAGCCGAGUUCCUGACAGCGUGGUGGAGAAAGCAGCCAGCACCGUGGCCCUACACAACCUGUUAGAGUAUCACGACUCCUUUAGCCGAGAGGUGGAGAGAGAGAACAGCGCCCUGACACUCCUCAGACACCACGCCCUCCACCUGCUCCUCCACUCUGAUACUGCAGGACUAAAGACACCCAGCGACCAGACCAGCUGUAUCAGCAACCAAACAACCAGGCUUGGAAAGCUGUCGGCCACGCCCGUCAGGCAACAGACCACGCCCAUCAAGCAGCAAACCACGCCAAGCAAGCCACUAACCUCAACCAGCAACCAAUCAACCGCACCCACUACACAGCCAGCCAUGCCCAACAACCACUUGGACACACCUAGCAAUCAAACAGCCACUCCCAGCAUACAGCUAACCACACCCACUACACAAUCAACCACGCCCACUACACAGCCAGCCAUGCCCAACGACCACUUGGACACACCUAGCAAUCAAACAGCCACGCCCAGCACACAGCUAACCACGCCCACUACACAAUCAACCACACCCAUUACACAGCCAGCCAUGCCCGACAAUCACUUGGACACGCCUAGCAAUCAAACAGCCACGCCCGGUACACAAUCAACCACACCUACUACACAGUCAACCAUACCCACUAUACAGCCAUCCACACCUAGUACACAAUCGACCACGCCUACUACACAGUCAACCAUACCCACUACACAGCCAGCCACACCCAGUACACAAUCAACCACACCCACUACACAGCAUGCCACACCCAACAACCAUUUAGACACGCCUAGCAAUCAAACAGCUCCGCCCAGCACGCAGCCAACUACGCCCAGCAGCCACUUAGACUCACCUAGCACACAGCCAGCCACACCCAAAUGCCAAACAACCACACCUAUCAAACAUCUGGCCACACCCACCAAGCAGGCCAAUAAACCCAGCAGUGAAGAUGCUUUCUGUCUGCAGGAGAUUCAGGCAAUGCAGGAGAAAUACGAGAGCCUGCUACAGAAAGUGUGCGUGAGCCGGCAGCAGGUGCAGGUGGAGCUGCUGGAGCGAGAGGAGGUGGAGAGGGAGCUGGGACUCGUUAAAGGCUGGAUCCAGGACACACAGGGCCUGUUACUCAGCCCUACAGCUGACCUGGACACCCUGCUCUCUGACCUAGAGACGGCUCACGGCGGUGUUCAGUCUCAGCGGCAAGCUCUGGAGAAGAUCGCGGAUCGCCAGCAGAUGAAAUACAAAGACCUCCAUGCCACUGUUCCCUCUGAGAUCAGCACCCAGCUGGCACAGGUCACACUGGCACUGGGCUCGGCAGAGGACCAGGUGCAGAUCCGAGAGAGAGAAGUGCAGCACAGCAGAGAUGUUAAAGAAGACUUUACUGCCAGACUGAAGGACAUCUCAGAGAAAGUCUGCGCCAUCUCUGUGAAACUGAAGCAGAAGAGCGUGGAUGUAGAAGAGGCCAAAGUGGAGACGAAGACUCUGCGUGAGGAGCUGGAGGACUGCUCUCAUGCUCUCUCUGAGUUGGACGUGGCCGUGCAGGAGUUCGGUGAGCAGAACCCGCUCCUGGCUCGACAGCUGGGCGCCACGCUGAGCAAACUCGCCGAGCUCCACUCUCAGACCAGCAGACUCGCUGAGGGAAGGAACACACGGAUUAAGAAGGCCGAGCAGCACUUUGAGGAGUUUAACGAGAGACUGAGUCUCAUACUGAACUGGACGGAAAAAGCCGAGACUCUAGUUUCCUCCGACAUCGUGUGGAGCCCCGCCUCCAUGAUGCAGGAGCAAAUCAGAACACACCAGGCGCUGCUGCGGGAGUGGCGGAGGCUGCAGGGCGAGAUGGAGGCGCUGAUGGAGAGAGUGGGGCUGUUGGGAGAGGUGGUGCACACUGACGCACUUCACCAGCAGGUGGCAGAGCUGAGCCAUCACGCCGAGGAGCUGCAGCAACGCGCCAAAACACGCCUGCUGAAUCUACAGGACGCUGCGAAGGAUCUGAGCAGGCUGGAGAGCGAGGUGAAGAGCCUCCACCGGUCUAUAGAGAGAGUUCAGGAGACGCUGACGUCCCCGGAGCUGGCGCGCCUCAGCCUCAGAGAGCAGCUGCUCCAGAGACAGCACCUGCUGACAGAAAUGGAGGGCUUUAAGGUGCAGGUCCAGGCCGUACAGAAGUGCAUGAGCGCUCUGCAGCUGCCCGAGGACGCCGUGGUGACCUUACCCCUGUGUGUCACCGCGCAGAGUCUACAGCAGGACAGCAGCCAUCUCCAACACACCACCAUACAGCAGUGCAAUAUACUGCAGGAGGCCGUGGUGCAGUACGAGCAGUAUGAACAGGAAGUGAAGAACCUUCAGAAGAUGAUCGAGGAAGCGCAGCGUGUUAUUCAGGACCGACCCGUCGCUACGGGCAACAUCCACGAGCUCCAGACGCAGAUCCAGCACCACGAGGAGCUGGCCCAGAAGAUAAAAGGCUACCAGGAGCAGAUCGCAGCCCUGAACUCCAAGUGUAAGAUGCUGACGGUGAAGGCCAAGCACGCCACCAUGCUGCUAACGGUCAGCGAGGUAGGGGGGCUCUCGGACGGCCUGGAGGAACUGGAGGAUGAAGAGGAGGAGAUGGCCAAACACCCCACAACACACCCCUCGGUCGUCAUGAUGACCGCGGGCCGAUGUCACACUCUCCUGUCUCCCGUAACGGAGGAGUCGGGUGAGGAGGGCACCAACAGCGAGGUCUCCUCCCCUCCGGCCUGCAGAUCCCCCUCACCCGGGCCUAACGCUGACGUCUCCCUUAACCAGGCUCCAGGAAGGGCCCCGUUAAGUCGCGCUCCUCUACAGGAGCUGUACGACCAGUCCAUGGAAUCGGCCGCCACGUCUAACCUGGAUGACUUACAGCGCUCGUGGGAAACGCUGAAGAACGUGAUCAGCGAGAAACAGAAGAGUCUGUACGAGGCUCUGGAGAGGCAGCAGCACUACCAGGAGUCUUUACAGUCCAUCUCCACCAAGAUGGAGUCCAUCGAGGCUUCACUCAACGAAGGGCUCGAACCUGGAAAGAGUCCUGAGAGCCAGAUGGCGGCUCACCAGGCGCUGAUGGACGAGAUCCUGAUGCUGCAGGAUGAGAUCGGCGCUCUGCAGGCGUGUUUCUCGGAGGAGCUCCAGCGGGAUGAGGAGAGCCCCGAGCAGGACGCCGGUGACCAGCUGGCACUGCACUCCACCCUCACCGUGCUGGGAGAACGCAUGGCCACCAUCCGCAUGAAGGCCUCGGGCAAGCGCCAGCUCCUGGAGGAGCGCCUGAACGAGCAGCUGGAGGAGCAGAGACAGGAACAGGCCCUGCAGCGUUACCAUAGCGAGGCAGAGGAGCUCGAUCAUUGGUUGCUCAGCACGCGGGCGACGCUUAACUCCGCCCUCCAGCCGCAUCCAGAGGACAUGGACAUGGAGGAGCAGCUGAUCGACUGUCAGAACAUGCUGUUGGAGAUCGAGCAGAAGGUGCUGUGUCUGUCCGAGCUGUCCGUACACAGCGAGAGCCUCCUGCUGGAGGGGAAGGCGGGCAUGCGCGGAGACGCCGAGCAGCUCACGGUCAAACUGCACAGCCUCAAAGCCAGUCUGCUGGAGCUGCAGCGCAUCCUCCAGGACAAACACACACACAUCCAGGGUUCUUUAAUGGAGCAGGAGGAGAGCGAGCCAGAUUCGUCGUUGUCUCAGAGCCCCAGCGUACUGGACUGGCUCAGUCAGGCUCGGUCCACUCGCAGCCAGCAGCACCAGGACACGAUGCAGAGGCACCGGGAAUUAGAGGCGCAGCUUGAGGAGCAGAGGAAGCUGAUGCAGUCUGUCGCCUGCCGAGGGGAGGAGCUUCUCUCACAGCAAACCACGCCCAAUGGAGAGAGUGCUGCAGAUCUGCAGGACAUGUCGGAUCCGGGUGAGAGUGCGAGUGUGAGCGAACAGGAUCGCAUGAGGAUGAAGUGGGAGAAUCUGAGUAAAGACCUGAACACCAAGCUGCAGCUUUUAUUCAACACCAUGCAGGAGGAGCAGCUCAGCUCGGUGUAUCAGCGAUCUCGAGUGUCCAGCCCAGGAAGUCUUUUCAGAGGGGAUCAGCUCACACCGGACGUUUUUUCCCCCAGUGCUUUGUUUGAGACUUUUAACCACAAACUGGAGGAACUAGCUGAGGCUGAUGUUAAACACGCUCACACUCGGGAGAAGACUCUAUACGAGGCGGUGUGUUCAGCCUCCACCUGGCUGGACGGUGCAGAGAACAGUCUGCUCUCCGGCCCUGUGCUGCUGUCUGACGACUCGGAGAUUCAGCUGUGUCAUUUAGAGGGUUUGAAUAAGGAGGUGAAGAAUGUCAGCGAGGAGGUGCAUAAGUGUCGGGAGGUGCAGGAGGGAUGUGACGAAGGAGGUGAUGACUUGAUCGAGGAGGUCCUGGAUGGACUGGAUGAGCGUCUGAGAUUGAUGGACUCACUGCUUGAGCAGAGAUGUGACAGUAUUAGAGACAGACUGAAGGAACAUACCACUUUUCAGGCCGAACUGAGGCAGUUAUUUGCCGCUAUGAGCGACUCAAAGCAUCAGCUGCUGCAGAAGAUGUGUGGAGCUGCAGAUCGUCCAGCGUCCAAGCAGCUGGAGACUCUGGCUGAGGCAGAGGACAGUCUGAGGGAGUUUGAACAGAGAGUGUGUGAGAUGAGGACUAAAGGAGAAACGCUGCAGUCAGACCCAGUGACCACACAGGAGCUGCUCAGACUACAGGACAUGUAUGAGGAGCUGGUGGAGAUGGUGGGCUCGAGGCGGAGCGCUCUGAACCAGACGCUGGUGUUGAAGGCGCAGUAUGAGAAAGCUUUACAGGACCUGCAGGAGCUCGUGGACACGGCGCAGGACAAAAUGUCCGCCGAUCAGAAGAUGACCGCAGGCUCUGUGCUCGAGGUUCAGAUCCUCCUGGACAAACACAAGGAGUUUUUUCAGGGUCUGGAGGCCCAUGUGGUGCUGACACAGGCCUUCUUCAGGCAGGUCAGUGCGGUGAUGGUGCAGAGAGAGGCUCAGAUUCUGGAGCAGACCGUAGCUCAGGCUCACACCGUCCUCAAACAGGCUCACAGGAGAGGAGUGGAGCUGGAGGGCAUCCUGGAGGAGUGGAGCAGGUUUGUUGGAGAUUAUCAGGCUCUGUAUAAGCAGUUGGAGGUGGUGGAGAGCAGCAUUCCUGCCGUGGGGCUGGUGGAGGAGACGGAGGAGAGACUGAGUGAGAGGAUUGCACUUUACCAGUGUCUGAAGAGCACUCUGGUGGAGCGCCAGCAGCAGCUCUAUCAGGUUCUAGAGGACGGGAAGAGACUGUUACUGAGUGUGUGCUGCUCAGAGCUCGAGGCUCAGCUCACUCAGCUCGGAGAACACUGGCUGAGCAGCACCACCAAAAUUAGUAAAGAGCUACAGCGCCUCGACUCCACGCUCAAACACUGGACCAGGUAUCAGAGCGACUCAGCAGAACUGGGUCAGUGGUUGUCCUCGGCUCUGGACAGACUUGAGUUCUGGAGCACGCAGUCCGUUACCGUUCCUCAGGAGCUGGAGACGGUCCGAGACCACCUGCACGCAUUCCUGGAGUUCUCUAAAGAAGUGGACGCUAAAUCGUCCCUGCGCUCGUCUGUCCUGAGCCGCGGGAACCAGCUUCUGAGACUGAAGAAGGUGGACACGGCAGCGCUGCGGACUCACCUGGGCCAGGUGGAGACGCAAUGGGCGGAGCUUCUCACACGCAUCCCUGUGGUGCAGGAGAAACUACACCAGCUGCAGAUGGAGAAACUGGCGUCCCGUCACGCCAUCACCGAGCUGAUGAGCUGGAUUUCCCUCAUGGAGAACGUCAUCCAGGAGGACGAGAGCAAGAUCCUAGAAGCUGUGGGCUCGGAGGUGGUGCAGGCCUACAUCCAAAAAUACAAGGGUUUCGGGAUCGACCUGUCCUGUAAGCAGCUGACGGUGGACUUUGUGAACCAGUCGGUGCUGCAGAUCAGCAGUCAGGACGUGGAGGGGAAGCGCAGCGAUAAGACCGACUUUGCCGAGCGUCUGGGAGCCAUGAACCGGCGCUGGCAGAUUCUUCAGGGCCUCAUCACCGAGAAGAUCACGUUGUCGGAAAGUUUACUCGAGAGCUGGCUGGAGUAUGAAAACGGAGUUCAGACCCUGAGAACCUGGAUCAGCACACAGGAGGAAAAACUGAAGAAGAAACCCAGGAUCGAGGACGUGGCGUCUGUGCAGAACCUGCUGAAAGACUGCCAGGAGCUGGAGGAGUUGGUGAAAGAGAAAGAGAAGGAUCUGGAGAAAGUGGAGGAAAAAGGAUGCUCGCUCAUCCAGGGCAAGAAAGGAGACGCCUCGGCUGUCGUCAUGGAAACGAUUAAAGGGCUCAACCAAGCUUGGACCAACUUGGACCAGAUGGUUGGCCAGGUAAAGAUCAGUCUGCGUGCCGUACUGGAGCAGUGGAGUCUGUACAAGCGAGCGUCUGAGGAGAUCCAUGGCUACCUGAUGGAGGGACAGUACUCCAUCUCGCGCCUCAGGCUCCUCACCGGUUCUCCUGAGGCCGUCCUGGUGCAAGUGGAGAACCUGGAGAGUCUACAGGAGGAGCUGGAGAAGCAGGAGAGCAGCGUGAAGAAGUUCGGCUCUCUCACCGAGCAGCUGCUGAAAGACUGUCACUGCACCGUGGCUGAUUCUCUCAACACCACCCUCAUCGAGAUCAACCACAGGUGGAACUUGCUGCUGGAGCAGAUCUCGGAUCAGUUGAGGAGCAGUAAGAACCUGCUGCAGCUGUGGCAGCGCUAUAAAGAGCUUCAUGAGAGCAGCAGUAAGGACGUGCAGAGACUGGAAGAGAGGGCGGAGUGUUUACUCAACAGCUCCGCCCACACCGAGACCACGGAACAGGAAGUGAAGACCUGGAUCCAUGACUGUGAUGACUUACUGAAGGCUCAUGGCUCGGUCCAUGCCACGCUGCAGCAGCUGACUGAUGUGGAGGAACAGCUGAGGCUGCAGGUGGAGCCGUCAUCCAUGGCAACCUUCCACACAGACUACCUGUCACUCAUCCGGCGCCUAGCAACAGUCGGACACGCCCUCCACAGACAGCAGGCUGUGAUAGAGGCGAGUGUGAAGGACUACGAGAGCUUCAGAAAGGAGCUGCAGUGUCUGAGUCGGUGGCCGGAGGAGGCGCAGGAGGUGCUGAAGGAGUCGGAUCCGGCCGCGUCUGCAGAUCUGUCCUCUGUGCAGGAACGCAUGGAGAAACUCAAGAUCCAGAUGCUGAAUCUGAGUCGUCUGUCUCCUGAUCUGGAGCGGUUAAACAACCUGGGCUACAGACUUCCUCUAAACGAUCAGGAGAUCAAAAACCUUCAGAACCUAAACAGGAGCUGGACGUCUACCUCGGCACACAGCACGGAGAGAUUCAGUAAGCUACAAGCCUUGGUGCUGCAGAGACAGAGUUUCCUGGAGAAGUGUGAGACGUGGCUCGGCUUCCUGACCCAGACGGAGGAAAAACUCGGUGCUGAGAUCUCGGGAAAUUACCAAAGCCUGUUAGAGCAGCAGAGAGAGCACGAGCUGUUCCACACUGAGAUGUUCAGUCGACAGCAGAUCCUCUACUCCAUUAUUAGUGACGGCCAUCAGCUCCUGAAUCAGGGACGAGUGGAAGACAGAGACGAUUUUGGCCUGAAGUUGGCGCUGUUGAGUAAUCAGUGGCAGGGCGUGGUGCGGAGAGCGCAGCAGAGGCGGGGCAUCAUCGACGCGCUGGUGUGUCAGUGGCAGCGCUACACUGAGCUCUCUGACAGGCUGAGACACUGGCUGCAGGAGGCGGCUCUAGAACCGGACGAGGAACCGCAGCAGCAGCAGGAGCAAGGACGCGUCACGGCACUACAGCAGGCCCGAGGAGUUCUCGACCACAUCCAGCUGAAGGAGCGGGUGCUACAGAGGCAGCAGGGCAGCUACAUCUUGGCGGUGGAGGCGGGACGGCAGCUCCUCCUCUCGGCCGACGCCCAGGCAGAAGCGCUGCUGCAGGAGGAGCUGACGGAGAUACAGGAGCGAUGGAGGAGCGCCAGCAUCCGUCUGGACCAGAGGAAGAAGGAGCUGCUCUCGCUGUUAAAGGACUGGGAACAGUGUGAGAAAGGAAUUGCUGCGUCACACGAGAAGCUGAGAGCAUUUAAGAGGAAGCUCUCUCUGCCUUUACCUGAUCACCACGAAGAGCUGCACAAUGAGCAAAUCCGCUGCAAGGAGUUAGAGGGCAGCACAGACGGUUGGGCGGACGACGUGGCCGCUCUGUGUGCGCUCAGAGACUCGCUCUCGAGCAGCCUGAGCUCCGACGACCUCACGGUCCUACAGGAGAGACUAGAGCUGCUGCAGAGGCAGUGGGAGGAGACGUGUCACCAGCUAGCCCUACGUAGGCAGCAGGUGAGUGAGAAGCUGAACGAGUGGGCAGUGUUCAAUGAGAAGAACAAGGAGCUGUGCGAGUGGCUGACUCAGAUGGAGAGUAAGGUGUCUCAGAACGGAGACAUCACCAUCGAGGAGAUGAUCGAGAAGCUCAGGAAGGACUAUCAGGAGGAGAUCUCUGUAGCGCAGGAGAAUAAGCAGCAGUUGGAGCUCAUGGGCGAGAGAUUGGCUCAGGCGAGUCACGAGAGCAAAGCGGCUGAGAUCCAGUACAAACUGAGUAAAGUGAACGAGCGCUGGCAGCACCUGCUCGACCUCAUCGCAGCCAGGGUAAAGAAGCUGAGGGAGACUCUGGUGGCGGUGCAGCAGCUGGAUAAGAACAUGAGCAGUCUGCGUUCGUGGCUCACACACAUCGAGACGGAGCUGUCACGGCCCAUCGUCUACAAAACCUGCGACGCAAACGAAAUACAGAAGAAACUCAGCCAGCAGCAGGAUUUGCAGCGGGACAUUGAGAAGCACAGCACGGGCGUGGCCUCGGUGUUGAACCUGUGUGAGGUGCUGCUGCACGACUGCGACGCCUGCGCUACCGAGAGCGAGUGCGACUCCAUCCAGCAGGCCACGCGCAGCCUGGACCGCCGCUGGAGGAACAUCUGCGCCUUGGCCAUGGAGCGCAGGCUCAAGAUCGAGGAGACCUGGAGGUUGUGGCAGAAGUUUCUGGAUGAUUAUUCGCACUUCGAGGACUGGCUGAAGGCGUCGGAGAGAACCGCGGCUCUGCCCAACUCGUCCGGCGUGCUCUACACCAUCGCUAAAGAGGAGCUGAAGAAGUUUGAGGCGUUUCAGAGGCAAGUGCAGGAGUGUUUAACUCAGCUGGAGCUCAUCAAUAAGCAGUACCGGAGGCUGGCGCGUGAGAACCGCACAGACUCAUCCUGCCGACUUCGCCAAAUGGUGCAUGAUGGGAACCAGCGCUGGGACACGCUGCAGAAGAGAGUGGCGGCCAUCUUGCGCAGGCUGAAGCACUUCAUCGGGCAGCGUGAGGAGUUUGAGACGGUCAGAGACGGGGUUCUGGUGUGGCUGACCGAGAUGGACCUGCAGCUCACCAACAUCGAGCACUUCUCCGAGUGUGACGUUCAGGCCAAGCUCAAACAGCUCAGGGCGUUCCAGCAGGAGAUUGAUCUGAACACGGGGAAGAUCGGGAGUGUGUUCGGUCAGGGUGAAGCUCUGAUGGAGAAGAGCGAGCCUCUGGACGCUGCUGUGAUAGAGGAGGAGCUGGACGAGCUGCAGCGGUACUGCAGGGAAGUGUUCGGCCGCGUCGAUCGAUACUACAGGAAGCUCACACGCCUGCCGCUGGCUGACGACGACUGUGACGGUUCAGAUCGGGAGUUUGACCUCGAUGGCUCGAGUGACCUCUCUGACCUCCAGUGGGAGGAGGGGAACUCUUUACCCAGCACCAACAGCCGGACCGCGUCCGUCAGCCCGGCGCCGCUGCGCGCUAACUGCUCGGGUCGGGAGACUCCGGCCAGCGUGGACUCCAUCCCCUUAGAGUGGGACCACGACUACGACCUUGAGCCCAUGGGUCAUACCAUGUCAUCGAAAAAGAAGGGGCGGGGCGAAGAGGACGAGGACGUUGCAUGCGGCACUACUGCAGCUCUCAAAGACGUAGUGAUUCCCGAGAGUCCCGAGGCUUAUAUAAAACUGACAGAAAGCACGCUGAGGUCCUCCUCCGGCGACCCGGCGCGUCACGUCCUGGACCUCGACAGCCACAACACAUCGUACAGCGGUUACAUGCGUCUGAUGGGAGACUGUCGGGGCAGCAUAAACGCUCUGAAGAGAGCCGAGGGAGAACUGGAGGAGGAAGAGAGCGACCUGGAAGGAUUAAACAACCCCGAGAACGCGGAACCACAGAACACAGGUGUGAUUGAGCGCUGGGAGCUCAUCCAGGCUCAGUCCCAUAACUCCAACGAAGACCUGCUGCUAUGGCAACAGCUGACCUCUGACUUGGAGGAUAUGGAGGCGUGGCUUAGCCAGACAGAGGAGGAGCUGGCUGAGCUGAAGGGGAGGGACUUGAGCACGGAUAUACACACUAUCGACCAAAGGAUCAGAAAACUCAAGGAUCUGCAGAAGGAGGUGGACACCCAUAAGCCCACAGUGCUGUCCAUCAACCUGAGCAGUGUCAGGCUCGUCCAAUCAGACGGCGAGGAGAGCAGGAAGCUGAGGAGGAGGCUGAAGGAGAUGAACUCCCGCUGGGACCGACUGAGUAAAGCUCUGCAGCAGUGGAGAGCAGCGCUACAGGACGCGCUAAUGCAGUGCCAGGAGUUCCACGAGCUGAGUCACGGCCUCCUGCUCUGGUUAGAGAACAUCGACCGGAGGAGGAACCAAAUCGUUCCCAUCGCGACGGGACUGGACCAUCACACACUCCGAGCCCAUUACAGAGCGUUACAGAAAAUCGAGCAGGAGCUGCGUGAGACGGAGCGCAGCGUGAGCGGCCUGCAGGAGCUGUCGGUGCAGCUGCUGGUGCAGUCGCAGGGCAGCGAGAGUCUGGAGGCGCAGGAGCGAGUGCACGUCAUCGGGAACCGCCUCCGCCUGCUGCUCAACGCCGUCACCUCCGACCUGCAGCUGCUGGAGAGACGGCUCCGGACCUCAGGAGACACACACGUGCCGUCGGCGUGGGCUGCGGUCGACGACGCGGACUCGUCCGGAUCGGCCAGUCCCGUGUCUGUGGUCAGCGUCCCUGUCCAGCAUCACACGCUACGGAGCAAAUGUAAUGUGUCAGGAGCAGCAUCCUCGGCCAGCCUGCCGCACCACAGGUCCCCCGGGGUUUCUGCGUGCGCUUCCUCUCGCUGUGGUUCCUCCGGGCCACGCGGUGGCGCUGCUGCGGCUCGCUGCCAGCCCUUCCUGCUGCGGGUCCUGCGGGCGGCUCUGCCUCUGCAGCUCCUGCUGCUGCUCAUCGUGGGUUUGGCGUGUCUGGUGCCCAUCACUGAGGAGGAUUACAGCUGCGCCAACCACAACAACUUCGCCCGCUCCUUCCACCCCAUGCUGCGCUACACCAACGGACCCCCACCCAUUUGAGCCCCACCCCCACACACGUCCCACAGGAGGCGGGACAAUAUGAAGUGAAUUCAUAAGACUGUCUAUUAGCCAAAGUUGAUUAUUUGAAUAUUAUCCAUGUACAGGUAAAUACCGCUGCUAGUUUGAUAUUUUUUUUUUUUUUUUUUUUUUAAACUUUAAAUUAUUGAUUGCAAUCAGAAGUGUAACGACGAUCUGAUCCUUAACCGAAACCCGACCGGGAUCCUUCGGGGAAAAAGUUCAUCAGACUUUUUAUAGCACUGACUCGAGCGUAUUUUAAAAGGUACUGCACUUGAACCGUCCAGCGAAAUCGCCAACGCCGUUUGCUUACUUUGUGAAAAUUUAUUUUUUCAUUUAAAGAUUGUAUUUGAGAUACAAAAAGCUAUAUGAAAUUUCACGUAACGUGAUUUUGAUAAGUAUUUGAAUGCCCUUUAAAAUAUGUUGUAUUUAUUUCAGUUUUUUGUUUUUUUUGUUGUUGUUUUUUUUAAACUUUACUCACGGCAUGCGGUUGAUGCAUUUUUUAAAUUUUUUUUUAUUUUUAACACUAAACAAUCACUGAUAGUUACUCGUCUGUACGAGCCAAGCGUUUUGUUUUCUCUAAAUACUAGUAGCUCACUAGGUUGUUUAAAAAAAAAAAAAAAAAAAAAGUAUAAAACAUCCAUUAUGAAAUCGUCAGUGCUUAUUUAUGAGUGUACAGUUUAUUAACACUGGCAGUAAAGAAGGCCUUUCUGAUUAAUAUAUACA
Molecule: messenger RNA, 30483 nt
Organism: Ictalurus punctatus (channel catfish)
Lineage: Eukaryota; Metazoa; Chordata; Actinopteri; Siluriformes; Ictaluridae
Gene: syne1a
Product: spectrin repeat containing, nuclear envelope 1a
Exons: 147
Coding region: 2902-29742 (8946 amino acids)
Cellular component (GO): membrane
Molecular function (GO): protein binding
Source: RefSeq, a predicted model, not a curated record